AUGGAUUCGAAGAAGGAAGAACCCAAGAGCUGUUGCUCCGGCCAUGCCACCAGUCCAACCAGCGCCACAUCCUCCACAAGUGCUCCAGCCGAUCAGCUGAUUGAGAUGGGUCCGCUGUCCACCUCCGCCGCGGUCCACGGCAACGCCGUCCGGCGACUGGACACCGAACGCAAGCGCCACGCUGCGCUGCAUGCGCACCAUCCAAGCAAAGUGCACUGCGUGCCCAACCCCAGCGGCAAGGGGUGCACCUGUCUCUGCGACAUGAGCGUAGCGCUGCUCAGUGUCAAGCAGGUCCUGCGCGAGACCGACCCGUCCAAAACGACGCGCCGCAGCUUUGCGACCGACACGAUCCAGUUGACGCUCACGGCGUCGCAGGCGAUUACGGCGCAGUGCGCGUGCUCGGCCGACUGCCCCACGUGCCAGUCCGACCCGUCGACCGAGAUCUCGGCGUCGCUACUUGUGAGCACUGCGCUGCAGAUCUAUGCGCGCGCGGUGCGCAUUUUAAGGGAGGGCUUAACGGCGUCAGCGACACGCGGGGAGGUGGCCGUGCAGGGCUUUUUUGGCGGGCUGGAUGUGACGAUUGGGUCGUACAAGCCGUCCGUGGGCAAUGCGAAGAGGAUCGCGCUGUAUGCGAUCAAGCUCGAGCUGAACGACUUGAGGCGUGCGUUGGGCAAGAUUAGUCGGAUGGCGCAGAAUCUGGGGGUGCCCGCGCCGGUGGAGGCGACGAGAGAGGACAAGGAUAAGGACAAGGACAAGGCGGAAGCUGCGAGGGAGGGGGAGGCGGUGAAAGAGGGGGGCAAGCAGGCACAACAUGUGCAGCAGCCACAGCAGGCGCAGCAAGCACAGCAGGGUCAGGGGCAAGGAGGCAUGAACCCGAUCGACCAACUCGUCAUCUUGAAGCUAUAUCGACAGCUUACCGAGUUGCUAAAGACGAUCGAGGGGUUGGAGGAUGCCGCCUAG
Sporisorium graminicola is the source of this 960-nucleotide messenger RNA. RefSeq lists its product as uncharacterized. The transcript has a single exon. The record is from RefSeq and is a predicted model, not a curated record. Bases 1 to 960 code for a protein of 319 amino acids. Lineage: Eukaryota; Fungi; Basidiomycota; Ustilaginomycetes; Ustilaginales; Ustilaginaceae.